Molecule: messenger RNA, 315 nt
Organism: Penicillium taxi
Lineage: Eukaryota; Fungi; Ascomycota; Eurotiomycetes; Eurotiales; Aspergillaceae
Exons: 2
Coding region: 1-315 (104 amino acids)
Source: RefSeq, a predicted model, not a curated record
AUGGUGCAUCUGUCAGUUGUCACCAGCAGUCCGCCCAAUCUUAAUAUUGGCUCGGUCAGGAACCGAACGGUUCCCUGUCAGAAUGCGCAGAACCUUGCAUGGCAGUGUAUUUGCACCCUCGCCCCUUCGUCUCGUUAUUACCCAGCUACUCAGUACCCAGGUGGAUACCUAGGUAUGGACAAGGGCAAAUCAGAACGUCAACGACUGUCGAUCAUAGCACCCCUACGAAGGACUCCACUAUUCUCGGCAGUGCACACUGGGUGUGAUGUCGCGAGAUUGAGAAACUCUUGGAAUGGAGGUGUGGAAGAGGAAUAG